ACUAGACAAUUGUCGCGGGAAUAGAUGGUCAAAUAAAAGGCCACUUUAGUAGCACUAUGGUUUGAAUUCUUGUUUGUGCAAUCCUACUGUGAGGUGUUAAUUGCGUGUGAAAAAAAAUGAAGGGAUUUACUCUUACCUUAUGCAUUGUUCUCGUUGUGCCAGCCGUUCUGGCAAAUAUCCGAGAGGAAUGCGAAUCUGGAAAUCUUGCUCCAGGCUAUUUUCCCCAUAGCCAAUAUUGCAAUAAGUUCUAUAGUUGUGUCUUUGAUACACUAUAUGAGCACACGUGUGUGAGUCCUUUCCUGUGGAAUAAUAACGUCCAAAAUUGUGACUACCCAGAAAAUGUACAAUGCGGAGAUCUGGUUGUGCCUCAGAAGCGUUCCGAUGAACCAGAAGAAUUACCUGAAGAAGAUGAGCUCCUUCCGCAACCCGCUCAAGGUUGCCCAUGUGCCCAAGGAUGCCAGGGUGCUGAUGAAGAUCCGUCAGCAGUUGGAUGUGGUUGUGGUUGCGGAGGGGGUGCUGCUGCUCCAUGCCCUGGAAAUUGUCCAGGUGGCUGUGGAUGUGGUUGUGGAGCUGCACAAGGUGGAUGCGCUCAAGCUCCUCAGGUUCCAUGCCCCCAAGUUCCAGGAAAUAACCCAGCCACAUGCGGUUGUGGCUGCAACAUUCCCCGACCACCAGUACCCGUUGACCUAAUUCGAAAAAUGGUACAAAGCCUUGAACCACCACGUCCCAAUUGUGGAUGCCAAAACUGUGGGUGUCAGAACUGUGGAUGCCAGGGCAGUGGAAGACAAAGUUGCGGAUGCCAAUCUGGCAAUAAUGUACCAAGACCUGAACUCACACCCUUCUAGACAUCAUGUUUGCACAACUUUAUCGCUAUAAAAGCGUUUUUUUUUUUCAGUUUGUCCCUUCUAUCGUAUAAUACCAGACUCGGGAUUUUUUAUUUCAAAUAUCUAAAGUUUUUAUAUUAAAAUACAUUCUUUCUCUACAUAUUAUAAAAUGUACAAAACAGCGAACAAAAUUUGUGAAAUAAAAUUCUGUAAUUAUAGUUUUCAA
This is a messenger RNA of Lutzomyia longipalpis, 1050 nucleotides long. RefSeq names its product probable chitinase 10. Gene Ontology annotation, cellular component: extracellular region. Lineage: Eukaryota; Metazoa; Arthropoda; Insecta; Diptera; Psychodidae. The record is from RefSeq and is a predicted model, not a curated record. The coding region runs from base 117 to 845 and encodes 242 amino acids. The transcript is spliced from 2 exons. Gene Ontology annotation, molecular function: chitin binding.